CUUCCCGUAUCGAGGGCGGAUCGCUUCCUGCUUCUAUGCGCAAAAGGAGCGCAAAGAGGGAGGUUUCUCUUGCAAAAGCGAGCUAAAACCAUGAAGCUUUCCCUCCGGAAGAUCCCACUCUUUCGGUUGUCUUUACCUCAUCAGAGCCGUCAAAAAUGCCAUCGCUUCCCUCCCCAUUCGACGAAUUCCCGCUCUUUUCAUGCUUUCCAAUCUAACUCCACAAGUGGUUGCCUUGAUUUUUCGUAUGCCGACGAGAGAACGGAGAAUGGGUGUUGGGCGUCGCAUAAAAUUCGUGGGUUUCCUCCAUGUUCAUGUCCUUUUGUCAAUGGGCGCUUCGCCAGGAGAGAGUACGGAUCCCAACCAGAGCUUGAGCACAGGACCUCCGAUGGACUCACCGUCGACGAUAUCGUCGCCCGUGGCUGGCCGAUCCUCGAUGAGAACGAAAGCGAUUGGAGGAGCCACGCUGCCGCGAUAGCGCAGUCGAUCCAACUCAUGAAAAAACGUUUACAGUGGAACCGGAUGUUAGUCAGGUUAGAUCAAUUGUCUGAGCACUUGAAUAAGCCAAACCUUUGGGACGACCCAGUCAAUGCUGGAAAGCUUAGUCGUGAGCAUGGCUUCUUGAUGGGAAAAAUGAAGGAGGUUACCAGUUUUCAGCAAGAACUGCUCGAGAACAUUGACAUGCUGAAGCUUGCAAGGGAAGAAAAUGAUUACAUGUUAGAAGAAGAAUACCUGAAGGCAUUGCAUAGAAUGAGAAAGAAUGCAAAGGAGAAAGAACUUGAAGCACUGCUAGCAGGGGAACAUGACUCCUGUUCCUGUUUUAUUGAGGUUCAAGCUGGAGCUGGAGGAACAGAGAGCAUGGACUGGGCAUCAAUGGUUAUGCACAUGUAUAAGAUGUGGUCAACUCGACGUGGAUUCAAUGUUACUUUAGUUGAUGAAAUGCCUGGCGAGGUUGCUGGAAUCAAGCGGGCAACAAUUAAAGUUGAUGGAGACAAUGCAUUUGGUUAUGCCAAGGCAGAGGUUGGUGUGCAUAGAUUGGUGAGGAUAUCACCUUUUGAUAGUGCGAAGCGUCGGCACACUUCUUUUGCUGCUGUUGCUGUUAUACCUAUCCUGGCCGAUGCUUCUUCUAGAUUCCAGAUCAAUGAGUCUGACCUUCGUAUAGAACGAUUUCGUGCUAGUGGAGCUGGAGGUCAGCAUGUGAAUACAACAGAAAGUGCAGUGAGAAUAGUGCAUAUUCCAACACAAAUAUCUGCUGUUUGUCAAAAUGAAAGGUCACAGCACCAAAACAAGGCCAUGGCUAUGGCCGUGCUUCAGUCUCGGUUGGAUCAACUUGAGAUGCAACGGCAGGCACAGUUGAAUGCCAAACAUACCCAGUCCCUCACUGAUAUUAAUUUUGGAAACCAGAUUCGCUCAUAUGUCCUCCAUCCUUAUCGCAUGGUGAAGGAUCUCCGGACAAAUUAUGAAGUAUCAGACUCUGAUUCUGUUCUUCAAGGCGAUAUUGAUGGUUUCAUCUUAAGUUACCUAUCUGAAUCCAUGGAUAAAGGUGAAGGUAGCAUGUGACAAUAACAGAUCUCGCGAUAUCUCCCAACUUAAUUUGGCUCUCAUGCAACAUCAAAGCAUUCUUCUUCAGGAUUGCAUGAAAGAUCUUUUGUAUUCUCAAGUAUCCAAAGCUGACAAGGAUAUUUGAUUUUGGGCUACAAUCAAGGGGUGCAUGCUAUGAAUUUGUCUCAUUCUCCGUCAUUCUUAAUUCAGCUGCUAGUUGCAGCAUCAGACGUGCCAUAAAACUUGUUGGCUUCAAAUGGUCUAAAAUAGGAGGGCACUAGCAGGAGAGAAAUAUGGUUUUCUGUUGUAGGGCUGAGAUACUUCAGCAAUGAGGGGAAAAUGAUGUAACUGUUAAGGAGCUAUGAGGCUCUAUCGGAGCCCCGACAAGGAUUGUCUGUAAAAAUAAGGUAUCACAGAAGUUGUUGAAGUGAAAGCUCUACAUGUACCAUUCUGGUGUUUGCAAAAGACUUGAAAGAAAAAGGCCAAACCCCGCCAGCUUCCUUUGCUUUUA
Molecule: messenger RNA, 2050 nt
Organism: Nymphaea colorata (pocket water lily)
Lineage: Eukaryota; Viridiplantae; Streptophyta; Magnoliopsida; Nymphaeales; Nymphaeaceae
Product: peptide chain release factor PrfB2, chloroplastic
Exons: 7
Coding region: 91-1557 (488 amino acids)
Biological process (GO): translational termination
Cellular component (GO): cytoplasm
Molecular function (GO): translation release factor activity, codon specific
Source: RefSeq, a predicted model, not a curated record